AUGCCGAAAGCAGAAGUCGGCUCGACAAAGCACCUGAGCAACAAGCUCAAGAGCAAAGGCCUCCAGCGGCUGCGCUGGUACUGCCAGGUCUGCGAGAAGCAGUGCCGCGACGAGAACGGCUUCAAGAUGCACACGCAGUCCGAGUCGCACGUGCGGCAGAUGCUCGUCGUGGGCGAGGACCCGAAAAAGUUCCUCAACGAGUACAGCAACCAGUUCCUCCGCGACUUCACGCAGCUGCUGCGCACGGGGCACGGCGAGAAGCAGGUGCAGAUCAAUCACUUUUACCAGGAGUACAUUGCCAACAAGGAGCACGUGCACAUGAACGCGACAAAGUGGCCCAGCUUGACCGAAUUUGCGAAGCACCUGGGGCGGGAAGGCAUCUGCCGCGUCGAGGAGAACGAGAAGGGUAUUCACAUUGCGUGGAUCGAUAACUCGCCAGAGGCGCUCAAGAGGCAAGAGGCGUUGAGGAGGAAAGAGGCCCAGGAUCGGGGCAAUGAGGAGGUGGAGCAGAUGAUGAUCCGUGAGCAGAUCAAGAGGGCGCAGAAGGCAGCCGAGGCGAGGGGUGAGAAGCCCGAUGACGAAGAAGGGCGGGAGAGGGGGCUGCAGAGGACGGAAGGAGAGAAGGUGUCGUUGUCGUUCGGCGCCAAGCCUGCGGCGGCGAAGAAGGAGCCCAGCCCAACGGGAGCGCAGUCCAAGUCUGCCGAUCCUGAGGUCUCGACUACAGCGACGAAUACAGUGGCGUCCGAGAAGACAGAGGACAAGCCUGUCGAGAAGCCGUCUCUCGGAGGCGGUCUAUCGCUCAAGAUGACGGCGAAACCUCAGACCAAGAAUGUGUUUGCGCAGGCGAAGAAGAACGCGCUGGUGGGCGGCGCGAAGAAAUCUGCCUUUGAGCAGCCGAAGAAGAUGAGUGAGGCGGAAAGGAUCAUGAAAGAGGACAUGGAGAGGCAGAAGGGGAAACGACCACGAGACGGAUCCGGGUCUGGUUUUGGCGGGUUUGCGUUCAAGAAGCAAAAGACGGAUCAGCGGUGA
Messenger RNA from Colletotrichum paranaense, 1029 nucleotides. RefSeq lists its product as uncharacterized. The record is from RefSeq and is a predicted model, not a curated record. The coding region runs from base 1 to 1029 and encodes 342 amino acids. The transcript has a single exon. Gene Ontology annotation, biological process: DNA damage response; DNA replication. Lineage: Eukaryota; Fungi; Ascomycota; Sordariomycetes; Glomerellales; Glomerellaceae. Gene Ontology annotation, molecular function: double-stranded DNA binding. Gene Ontology annotation, cellular component: nucleus.